Molecule: messenger RNA, 3123 nt
Organism: Callorhinchus milii (elephant shark)
Lineage: Eukaryota; Metazoa; Chordata; Chondrichthyes; Chimaeriformes; Callorhinchidae
Product: ras and Rab interactor 2
Exons: 10
Coding region: 189-2807 (872 amino acids)
Biological process (GO): signal transduction; vesicle-mediated transport
Cellular component (GO): cytosol; endocytic vesicle
Molecular function (GO): guanyl-nucleotide exchange factor activity; small GTPase binding
Source: RefSeq, a predicted model, not a curated record
GGGGGUGAUGGUUGUUGUUGUUGUUGUCUGGCUCUGUCUGUGUUAUUAAUAUCACUCAUUAUUACUAAUUAUUAUUGUUGUUGUUACUGUUUGUGUUCAGCCUCCCGCCCCUGUGCAAUGGCCGUCCGUCAGCCUGGCUCCGCGACCCCUCCCCUCAAGCCGUGACCUGCGACCUCUUGCCUAAAGCCAUGACCUGCGAACUCUCACCUCAAGCCGCGCCCUGCAACCUCUUACCUCAGGCCAGCCUCAGUGACCUCUCACCUCAGGCCAAACGGAGUGACCUCUCAUCUCAGGCCGCGACCCGCGAUCUCUUACCUCAGGCCAACCUCAGUGACCUCUCACCUCCGGCCAGGCUCAGUGACCUCUCACCUCCGGCCAGGCUCAGUGACCUCUCACCUCCGGCCAGGCUCAGUGACCUCUCACCUCCGGCCAGGCUCAGUGACCUCUCACCUCAGGUCAGACUCAGUCUGUUUGAGAAGCUCAGGAUGUCUCAGGGCAUUUGGCUUCAGAGCGACAUCGAACAAUCAGAUGUUCACAACGUCUUAGUGCGUCAGCCAUUGGGGACGUUCCUGGUGUGGACGGACAAAUGUGGGAAAAGGAAACUCGCGAUGAGACAGAGCGACGGGAAUAACCCAAUCGUGACAGAUUACAUCAUUCGGGAAGAAGCCGAAGUUUAUUUCCUUGAAAAUUCCCUCCUUGGAUUCGGGGAUUUGUUCCAGUUGAUCGGAUAUUACUGUGUAAGCAGGGAUGUGCUGCCACACAGACUGUGCGUCCCCCCGGCUCUGCUCGAGCCCUCCCACUGCCAACCCGCCCUGGAGACGCUCUCCAGCCUCGGAAUGAUUUUCUGGGACUCCCCGUUCAACUUGCCCGAAGACCCCCACCCACAGGUGCCAUUGACCGUGACUGACUUACCCGAACCCAACACAGCCCCCACCCUGGAACUCUUAAAGGGCCAUCUCCCCAUGUGUUCCGUCACCGUCACGGCCGAAAAUGGGGCCCUUUUCUUCAUCAACCCCCUCUUCCUGAAGGAACACGGCGACAUCUGGUUUCAGCACAGCCCGCGGCCCCCCGAAGACCCCCGUGAGGCCCCCCGAUGUCCUCAGCCGGCCGUGGAGCCCGGAGACAGCCCCCCCUGCCUCCCCCAAGAGGGGAAGCAGCUCGGGGGCUCGGAGACGGAGCAGAAGCAGGCGCCAGAGACAACGACGAGGGCAGGGGAUUCAUCGCUCGAGCCGGCCAGCCAGAGUGGUGGGGACCACAGCCAGGCUGCUUUAAGGAGGAAGACCUUCGUGCGCAGGGCUGCCUGGAGCUGGGGCGAGGAGGUGGAGUCCGCGGGCAAGGCGGAGGCGGCCAGGGAGGAAGCCGGGGGCAGCCACAGUUUCCCGGCCCACUACCGGGCCUCCUGGCUGGAGGGAUCGUCCCACCGGGAGCGGGCGGGAACGCUGACCAAAUCCCGCUCGGAGAACUCGCUCUACGCCUGCGAGGCCUCGCUGCUGCCCCCUAUCUGCGAGCUGGACUCACUCUCCCUGAGCAGCGUGGAGGAAGACACCGAGCCGACGGGAGGAACUUCGGUCCACCACAGGCAGAAGCGACACUCCACGGGCCUCACGGAUAAGGUCCGCUUCCGCCUCUCUGCGGUCGGCCACGUCUUCACAGGCCUCAUCUCCUCCGACCGGAAGGUCCGCAACAGGAUCGUGGAGCUGGCUCAGGACAGGGGCUCCUACUUUGGGAACUUGGUCCAAGGGUUCAUUAGCUACACCAUAGAGAAAAAGGAGCAGGACACCACAAGCACCGAGUUCCUGCUGGAGAUACAUCAGAUGCUGACCAGCCUGGGGAACUACCUGACACAGAGCUCCGAGCUCAAUUUCCUCCUGGAUCUGACAGACGAGGAGGGGCUCACAGACACAGCCAUAGAGCGUGCGUUACACAAGUGUGUGCUGAAGCCUUUGCGGGAGUUUAUCUUCGCCCGUCUGCUGAUCUUCCACAGCAGGGAUGGGACCUUGAUGAAGUUGAAGGAGAACCAGGAGGUGGUUCGAGGCCAGAGUCUGGAGCAAUUGGGGGUCACGGCCUGUGUCCCCGACUCUGUGGCCCUGGAGAAGAUCCACAGCAAAUUCCAGGCUAUGUUCCUGCUCUACUCCCCCAGGAAGAAAAUCACCCACCUCCUCAAGGCCUGCAAGCUCAUCUAUGAAGCCAUGUCCGCAAACUCUGGGAAACCUUAUGGAGCAGAUGAUUUCCUGCCAGUCCUGACCUACGUUCUGGCUUUCAACGAUGUGAGUAAUCUCUCGCUGGAUGUGGAGUAUAUCAUGGAGCUUCUGAACCCAACCGAGCUGCAAGGUGAAGGGGGCUACUAUUUGACCACUCUGUUCGGGGCUCUCUACCACAUCAGACACUUUGAGCCGAGGACCUUGACUCGCAAGAUCAGUAACGAGGCCAAGACCUCCAUCCACCAGUGGCAUCGUCGGAGAACACUACACCACAGCAAGUCCAAGAGGUGUUCCGCCAAGGAUUUACUCUACAUCUCCUUCGGGAACUCUCAGUGCGAUCAGAAGGCCAUCAUGGUACGAGAGAACGUGACCACAGCUGACGUACGCCAGCUUUUGGCUGAGAAGUACCAAGUCAAUGACCCGAGCGGGUUCGGACUCUUUAUCUCCAAAGGCCACGGCUUUGAGCUGCUGGAGGACAGCUGCUGUCCUCAGAGGGUUAAGGCCGAGCUGCAGGCCAGCGGAGAGAGGACACUGCAUUUCGUGUACUGCCCGAUCGACCAGCAGCAACUCUCGGCUGCCCCGUCCGAGAUGUCGACUCAGCUGUGAUGAGAGGGAGAGAGGGAGAGGGAGAGACGGACCGGGGGCUGGGAGGUGAGGGAAUUCGAUGGCAAGUUUCUUUACCGAUUGGUUGGACGUUAAUGGCAGUGAGUGGCAAGACCCACAACCCAACAGCCAAUAAUAGUAAUAAUAAUAACCCCGGCGUGUGACCCGGCGCCUGAUCGCGUCGGCGAGACGUCUCAAAGCGCUUCUCGCCCCUCGCCCCCAGCCCCUCGACGACUAUUUAAUAAACAAGAUGGUUUCAACUCCCACAUGGCUUCCUCUGUUCAAUCUACUCCCCCUCACACACUGACACACACACACC